AUUCAAACGUCUGCACUCCGCUUCGCAUCUUCUUCUGACAUCGUCUCACAGAGGAGCAAAAUGUUGUCACGUACUGUUCGUCGUGGAUUCGUCCAAAGCCGCCAUGUUCGCCCAUUCCAAACAUCAGCUACACGGCCAUUACCAUCGAAAUACGACCAGGACAAGGACAGCAUAAACACGACAUCGAACGAAUACAGCAAGUCAUCUGGAGACGGUCAAGCAGCAGGAGAAGGCACAGCUUUCGAUCCAAAUCAAACGAGUCCAGAGAGUCAACAUGAAAGUGCUCGACAAGAGAGCGGCUCUAACAGCGACAACCCUCUCAACGUGAGCCCUGCCAACCACGAUAUCAGUCGCACGAAUGCGGAUAAACAGCAGCAUCAGGCACAAGGGAGCAAAGACGAGACGGGGGGAGGGAGUGGACGGUCGAGGUCCAGCGGUGGAGGCAGUCCGCAGAAGAGUGGUGGAGGGCAAUCAGGUGGUGGUGGAUCUGGUUGAGGACAGCAGGCGAGCGGAAGUGAUGCUGCAGUGGAAAUGGUGUAGCAGGAACGCGAGGCGAUCCUUCGAGGCCGGUCGGAUUUCGGUCGCAUGCCCGUGGAGUGUCACAGGACAGGCUCACAGCAGGACUUGUUGUAUUGGUAGUAUGCCUGCCACAGGCACAUCGCGAGACAGCAUUCCCAUGAGAUGAUGCAGAUUUGAUUCCAACCAUGCAGUCCGCAUUCGUAACUCAGCAGCUCGUUGCGACAUAGAUUUCGCUGAAGCGUUCAAUGGCGUUGCCAGUCAG
Messenger RNA from Cercospora beticola, 781 nucleotides. RefSeq lists its product as uncharacterized. The record is from RefSeq and is a predicted model, not a curated record. NCBI's taxonomy places the organism in Eukaryota, Fungi, Ascomycota, Dothideomycetes, Mycosphaerellales, Mycosphaerellaceae.